AGUGUCCCCUUCACCAGAUACAAAAAGCCUUUCCAUCGAUAAUAACAUUGUUUGCUACUCAGUGCAGCAGAAGCACUCCAUUUCUGUCAGCAUAGCUUGGCUCCAAGCUCCACAUCCUGACUCGCUUGGCUCUUGUCUGCUCCAACGUUUCACCCUCUCUUCAUGCUCACUCAGCUUCUAUAAAGAGUAGUUCAUCCACUGUAUAUUCAGCUUCAAACAGAUGAGGUUGUGAAUCCUCAUUUGUCCAAAAAUAGUCAUCUUUGUCUGCCAAGAUUACAACACAUACUCGUUUGUUGACGGAAGUAGGAAGUGGUUUGCUAAGGGCAGUGAAAUCAAUGCGCCCAGGAAAAAAGUUCCGUUAAUCCUUAAAAUUACCAAAAUACUGUAAAUAUUAAACAUAUUGUAUAUUUUAAUGAAUGUGUAUGUUACUAUAUUAUAUAUAUACUAUGCAGUGUGUAUAUAAAAUGUUGAUGGAGGGUUUUAAAGUUGUUUUAGAGCAGGCCUGGGCGAUUAUUUUGAUUCCAGGGGCCAAAUUUAGAGAAAAAAGUAUGUCUGGGGACCGGUAUAUCUGAUUUUUAGGAACCUCACAAUAAUGUCUGAAUGCUAAAAACGUUAUGACAGACCGCUUAAAAAAACGGAAUAGAAAGGAAUUUGAAUUUUUUUUACUGAAUGAAACACCCAGAAUGUACAUGAAAAUGUUACAAUAUUAAAUAUGAAUGAUAAAACACUGAAUAUUGACCACAUAUGAACGUUAUCGAUCAACAUAUUUUUCAAUCAAGUAAAACCUAACAAAAAUGCAACAAACAUAGCGAAAUAUCAACGCAAAGGGUAAAAAAAAACACCUACAAUUUGAUAUAACUGAUACAUCACUAAGCUUUACAACUUUGUUUUAAAAAUCUCCUUCUGCGUCUGUCCCUGACGGACGGUGGAAACGCUCCUCACCCACACUGCUUGGUGCCUCGUCUGUGACUUAAAUUACCAUUGUAACCAGUAUAUCAUGCAAAAGCGCAGAUUCCAACCAUUGAAAACAUCACUGCACAUCAUAAUGGCGGCUACAGUUUCGAUCGUAAAAAUCUAAAAAAAUAAUUUAAGAAUGUCCGGCGGGCCAGAUUGAAAAGCGGCCCUCAAUUCGCCCAGGUCUGCUUUAGAGGGCUUUGAAGGCAACAUAGGGUACCCCAUUAGCCGCAUAUUGCAAGCAUUUUUUUUAGCUUUAGAAUUCUAAAAAAAAGAAAAAAGAAAAUAAAUUUGUGUUCUUGUCCCUCAGAAUUAUUGUGAAUGAUUCCAAAUAAAUAAAUAAAAACUCUGUUCCCUUUAAAUGGGUGCCUCUAAACAACAGGAGCACUUUUUAAUUGAACUUGGGCCGCCAGUUGAAUAGUGAAAUGGUAAUGAAAUUCUGGCAUGAUUCCCUCUUUGCCUUUGUGCACACUCAGGAUCAUCUGCUGGAGGUUGGCUGGAACAACUCCCGUAGCACCCAGAGAGACGUUGAGAAGAGCCUUAACUGCUGCGGCUUCAGACAGGUGGACCUCAACGCCACCUGUAAUGCUGCCUGUUUCCCCAAUCACUCGUGUUUGCCCUGCGCCGAUAAGAUCCAGGAGCACGCCGACGAAAUCCUGCGUUUUGUAGGAGGAACGGGACUCUUUUUCAGUUUCACUGAGAUUUUGGGCGUGUGGCUCACAUAUCGCUACAGGAAUCAAAAGGACCCCCGAGCCAACCCCAGUGCGUUCCUGUGACACGUACACCUUUAGUCCCAGCGCCUCUGGACCUUUCUCUGGACUUGCCUGUAAAUAAAAGGGCAAUGCUAAUUGAAUGUGAUUGUUUUAGCUAGCCUCACUCCUGCGAUUGGAGGUCCCGUCCCACACGGGACCUUGGCGUUGCUACACUGGAUCACUUGGUGUGUUCAUCUGAAAGUGCUGUGAGGAACUGAGAAGAGUGUAUACAGUAUACUUUCAUGUGUACGUGUAAGACAAGUGUGUGCUUCUGGCUGAAUUUCUGUGUGUAUUUGCUUUUUUUGCAUGACACUUGCAAAUAUAGGCAGGCGUGUCAUAACUGCACUGGCGACUUAACAAAUCAUCACUUUGCGACUUUGUACUGUCAAACCACAAUAAACAA
Entelurus aequoreus (snake pipefish) is the source of this 2109-nucleotide messenger RNA. Its product is annotated as tetraspanin-13-like. NCBI's taxonomy places the organism in Eukaryota, Metazoa, Chordata, Actinopteri, Syngnathiformes, Syngnathidae. The record is from RefSeq and is a predicted model, not a curated record. The transcript has 3 exons. The coding region runs from base 1380 to 1730 and encodes 116 amino acids.